This is a messenger RNA of Parastagonospora nodorum SN15, 798 nucleotides long. RefSeq lists its product as hypothetical. The record is from RefSeq and is a predicted model, not a curated record. The transcript has 2 exons. The coding region runs from base 1 to 798 and encodes 265 amino acids. NCBI's taxonomy places the organism in Eukaryota, Fungi, Ascomycota, Dothideomycetes, Pleosporales, Phaeosphaeriaceae.
AUGUCAGGCAUUGCCAAUGCACAGGGUGGACUGAACAUCGUCUGGUAUGGAGUAGAUCAACCUGUCUCGCAUCGGUUUGGACAAAUGUUGAGCAUCGUAUCUAGACAGCCCACUGGCAACUCUUUUGCCUCCUCUUCGCGUAAGGACCAAGUCACCAUAACUCGAGCAGAGCCACUUCCCGACACCAGGGAACUCUGGGCUAAGCAUAAUUACCGGCACAUCAUGCAGAUGACAUAUGGCGAUAACAUGCAGGACGGGAUGUGGAUCUGCUGCUGCGGCGCGGAGAAUCACAUCACACACGUGACAGGACCUCAUCCUCCCCAGCACCUCACGUGCGCCAAGUGUGAACAUGUAUUCUGCAAGUCCUGUAUCGCAUCGCCAAUCCUUGUACCCAUCACGCUGAAAAUGGUCGCAUUAAUGCGCAUCUUGCCCUCGUAUGAAGCCCAGCGAUUGCGCGUCGGACAGGUGUGUGAGAAGUGCGGCUUCACCCACCGCGCCACGGGUGACGAUGUCAAGUUCGUCCCAUAUUGCGCGUGUGGAGCGCACCGUAAAGAAGACUGGGUGGUUUUCGCAAUAUGCUCUCCGCAGGGCUAUCACUUUGAUCCUAUUGUCACUUCUGUCCAGAUCAAGACGAAGUGGCGGGAGGCCAAGGAGGAAGCGUUGCAGAUGGAGUGCUCACAAUCUGCACCCGCACCCGCGAUAGCCCCUGAGAUGGGGCCGAAGUGUAGCAAUUCAGUGAGGAAGGCUCGCUCGAAUUGGAUAUGGAGGUAUCGACAGAUUUUGGCAGCGGUGGAGUGA